AUGGAACAUCCAACUACCCAGACUGGUACUGAUGCUCCUACCUCAACAAUGAACGGAUCAACAAAUGUCUCAACUCUCCAAAACCGAAUGACAAAAGCAGUCGAUAUUUUCGCUUUGGGUUGUAUCAUUUUCUUUGUUCUGACAGGAAAACACCCAUUCGGAAGAAGAUCAGAACGAGAAUGGAAUAUUUUAAACAACAAACCUGUAGCAUUGAUUGAAGAAGCGAACAAUCAAUCAAGACACAACCAAAAGAAGAGGAAAAAACAUUUCUAUAGGAUUGAUGCUUCUGUUCUCAAAUUAAUUUGUGAGGAAUUGAUUGUACCUGAUCCAACAAAACGUAUUAGUGCAGCACAGCUUCUCAAGCAAUGUCUAUUUUGGGAUUAUGGCCUCAAGCUAAACUUUUUAAGUGAUGUCAGUGAUCAACUUGGAAAAGAGCCAGAAAAUAUUGUCUACAAAUUGCUUCAAGAAAACGCAGAGAAAAUAUUCAAUGGAAACCCAACUUGGGACACACAAAUUGACGAUGCUGUCUAUCAACAAAUCAAAUCAGUCAGAAAAUAUGACUACACUCGAGUUUGGGAUGUCUUGAGAUGUAUUAGAAAUUUAAAAUCACAUUAUCGUGAAUACAUGUUACAAGAGACAAAGCUUAUGAGAUGUGGAUGUGAAAAGCUUCCUGAUGCCAUUUUCGUUUAUUUUGAUUUGGAGUUUCCAAACCUCUUUCCUGUUGUCUAUGAGCUUGUCAAGGAGCAUUGGUCGGACAUACCACAAUUUAAAAAGUACUUCUAG
Molecule: messenger RNA, 783 nt
Organism: Naegleria fowleri
Lineage: Eukaryota; Heterolobosea; Eutetramitea; Acrasida; Naegleriidae
Exons: 1
Coding region: 1-783 (260 amino acids)
Biological process (GO): protein phosphorylation; IRE1-mediated unfolded protein response; intrinsic apoptotic signaling pathway in response to endoplasmic reticulum stress
Cellular component (GO): IRE1-TRAF2-ASK1 complex
Molecular function (GO): protein serine/threonine kinase activity; ATP binding; RNA endonuclease activity
Source: RefSeq, a predicted model, not a curated record